AUGGCUGCCGGAGGAGGGGCGCAGCAGCAGCAGUACUACGGCGGAGCCAGGUACAAGGACCCGAGGCAGCCGCUGAACCGUCGGAUCGACGACCUGCUGGGGCGCAUGACGCUCGCGGAGAAGAUCGGGCAGAUGUCACAGAUCGAGCGCGAGAACGCCACCGCCGACGGCGUCCGUGGCUACUUCGUAGGGAGUGUGCUCAGCGGCGGAGGCAGCGUGCCGGCGCCCCAGGCUCCGGCGGAGGCAUGGGUCGACAUGGUCAACGGGAUGCAGCGGGUGGCCACGUCCACACGCCUCGGGAUCCCCAUGCUCUACGGCAUCGAUGCCGUCCACGGCCACGGCAACAUUUACGAGGCCGCCGUCUUCCCGCACAACGUCGGCCUUGGCUGCACCAGAGACCCAGAGCUGGUAAAGAAGAUUGGAGCAGCAGUGGCACUGGAGGUCAGGGCCACCGGAAUCACUUACGUGUUCGCCCCAUGCGUUGCGGUGUGCAGGGACCCGAGGUGGGGCCGGUGCUACGAGAGCUUCAGCGAGGACCCCAAGGUGGUGCAGGCGAUGACGUCCAUCAUCCCCGGGCUGCAGGGCGAGAUCCCCGCCAGCGGCCGCCGGGGCACGCCGUUCGUCGCCGGGCAGCGCAACGUGGCGGCGUGCUCCAAGCACUACGUCGGCGACGGCGGCACGACGAGGGGCAUCAACGAGAACAACACGGUGGCCAGCUUCCACGACCUGCUCAGCGCCCACAUGCCGCCCUACUACAGCGCCGUCAUCCAGGGGGUCUCCACCGUCAUGGUCUCCUUCUCCAGCUGGAACGGGGUCAAGAUGCACGCCAGCCGCUUCCUCAUCACAGACUUCCUCAAGAACAGGCUUCGCUUCAGGGGUUUUGUAAUCUCGGAUUGGCGAGGACUGGACAAGAUGACGAGCCCUGAACACGCGGACUACAUGAUGUCCGUCCAGCUGGGGAUCCUUGCCGGCAUUGACAUGGUCAUGAUCCCGUACACAUACACCGAGUUCAUCGACGACCUGACGGCGCUGGUGCAGAACGGCACCAUCCCGAUGAGCCGGAUCGACGACGCCGUGCGCCGGAUCCUCCGCGUUAAGUUCACCAUGGGCCUCUUCGAGAACCCCUACGGAGACGCCAGCCUGGGCGGCGAGCUGGGGAAGCAGGAGCACCGGGAGCUGGCGCGGGAGGCCGUGCGCAGGUCCCUCGUCCUGCUCAAGGACGGCGACAAGCCGCUGCUGCCGCUGCCAAAGAAGGCCCGCGGCAACAUCCUCGUCGCCGGCAGCCACGCGCACAACCUCGGCUACCAGUGCGGCGGCUGGACCAUCACCUGGCAGGGCCUCGGCGGGAACAACCUCACCACUGGGACCACGAUUCUCGACGGCAUCAGGCGCGCCGUGGACCGCGGCACCGACGUUGUCUACUCCGAGAGCCCCGACGCCGGCUUCGUCCAGCAGAACAAGGGGCGGUUCGACUACGCCGUCGUCGUCGUCGUCGAGCCGCCGUACGCCGAGUCGUUCGGGGACAACCUCAACCUGACCAUCCCGGCGCCCGGGCCCAGCGUCAUCCGGGACGUGUGCGGCAGCAUCAGGUGCGCCGUGGUCCUCGUGUCCGGGCGGCCGCUGGGCGUCAGCGACGUGCUGUUCGGCGACUACGGGUUCACGGGGAAGCUGGCCAGGACGUGGUUCCGGUCGGUGGAGCAGCUGCCCAUGAACGUCGGCGACGCGCACUACGAUCCCCUGUUCCCGUUCCGGUUCGGGCUCACCACACAGCCAACACAGCUUUGA
Molecule: messenger RNA, 1785 nt
Organism: Miscanthus lutarioriparius
Lineage: Eukaryota; Viridiplantae; Streptophyta; Magnoliopsida; Poales; Poaceae
Source: the annotation of a GenBank genome assembly